Racocetra fulgida is the source of this 374-nucleotide messenger RNA. NCBI's taxonomy places the organism in Eukaryota, Fungi, Glomeromycota, Glomeromycetes, Diversisporales, Gigasporaceae. The record is from the annotation of a GenBank genome assembly.
AUGCUAAGUGGUUACCAAACAAUCAACUCCAAGUCACCAUAGCUUCACCAACUCAUGAUGCUAUUUGUGACAAUUAUGCGCCUACAGCAGUUGGCCAUCUCACUUUUAAUGACAAUAAUGGUCAUUCUUAUAGGUUUUCAAAGCAUGCAAUAUUUGUCAAUGGUUAUGAUUUUAGUAAUUUUGAUGUUAACGCAAAUUGCGCAACCUAUAAAGGGGAUAACCCAUACGAUUAUAUUGUUAGUUAUGAUCCUGCUAACGCACCUCCAUCAGGUGCAACUGUAGACAUUAGACUUUCAAUUUAUUGGCAAUGUUUUGGAGCAGGUAAUGUUGGAUCCAUUUGGUGCGUCAGUUGUGAUGUUGCGUUUACUUCAAAA